CCCGCUGCUUGACGACCUCGGGAGCAGUCUUCAUUUUCACUGAUUGAGGGGCACGCGGCAGUUGAUAGAGGUUGCAGUUCUUGGAAGGCCACUCGGAAGGACAUCAGCAACUUCCUGUUCCGUCGAGAUGCACCGUAUCCCCUAGCAUAAAAUGGCGAAGACAACGGAAGGCGGACUGUACCGCCCCGGGAAUAACUCAAGGGAGAAGGCCCUGCCGCCUUCCGAGUCGCGCUUUCCUGUAAGCAGCUGCGGGUUCCCGGAUGGCAAGGGCAACGAUACACAGGGUGACUGUCUCUGGUGUACACAAACGAGUUCUCCAGGUCAUCCUCGUCCGGAGGCCUAAGACAGCCACUCCAGUUUUCUGAGACCGGAUAGCAGGCACAUCGCCAUUCACCUUCGUUCGAGUAAGUCACGGCACCAAGGAAGAACUCUGUCGACCAUGUUGUUCUUCUCCAUGCUCCUACUCGGGACUGCGGCGUCGGCUCGGGUCAUGGAUCGCCUCGCCUCUGUUCCCCAGGGCUGGGAGCAUCGCCGGACAGCUUCGCCAGACGAGGCUACUUUCCUCCGCGUCGCCCUCAAGCAGCAGCCGGAACGUGUCAAGGCGCUGGACCAAGCUGUGCUCGACAUGUCGACGCCCGGCCAUUCAAACUACGGCAUGCACAUGACGCGUGACGAGCUGAGAUCAUACACUGCUCCGUCCGACGACGCCGUCUCCGUCAUUACCGAGUGGCUCCGGCGUCACGGCAUCCAGCCUCGAGUAGAUCACGACUGGGUCUCCUUCAGCACCACGGUCCGGACGGCCAAUGAGCUGCUUGACACACGGUUUGGCUGGUAUCAGCACCUCGAGGGAAAGAGCGGUCCCGUUCUUCGAGCGCUCUCCUACAGUGUGCCGGACAAUGUUGCCUCCCAUCUCGACCUCGUGCAGCCUACGACCCGGUUCGGCAACCUCGCCACCAGGAAGUCGAGCGUCUUCGAAAUGUACCCUCUCGCGGUGCAAGACACCCCUGAGUCCAACAGAAAGCCUCUGUUCGUGCCCGAUCCGCUGGCACCCGCCGAGUGCGCCGCCGGUAUCAACCCGGACUGCCUCAGGAAGCUCUACAACAUUCACUACAAGCCCGCUGCCCCAGAGGCCAACAGGGUGGCUUUUGCCUCGUAUCUCGAGGAGUAUGCCCGGUACGAUGACAUGGAGACGUUCCAGAAGCGUUAUGUACCUGAGGCGGAGGGGAUGAAUUUCACCGUGGAGCUCGUGAAUGGAGGAGUAAAUGAUCAGCAGAGCGCUUCAGACAGCAGCGAGGCCAACCUCGACGCCCAGUAUCUCGGGGCCAUCAGCCAUCCGAUUUCGCUGGUCGAAUACAGCACCGGCGGGCGCGGUCCCCUCGUGCCCACCGCGGUGCAACCCAGCCCGCCCGGCAGCAACGAACCCUACCUCGAGUUCCUCCUCUACAUGGCCUCGCUCCCGGACUCGGCCCUGCCGCAGGUGCUCUCCACGUCGUACGGCGAGGAGGAGCAAUCCGUGCCCCGCGACUACGCGCUCAAGGUGUGCAGCAUGUUCAAAGAGCUGGGCGCGCGCGGGGUGUCGGUGGUGUUUGCGUCGGGCGACUCCGGCCCCGGCAGCGCCUGCGUGCGCAACACGGGCGACAACGCGACCUACUUCGAGUCCAACUUCCCCGCCGGCUGUCCCUGGGUGACGGCCGUGGGCGGCACGACGGGCAUGUCGCGCGAGGAGGCCGUCAGCUUCUCCAGCGGCGGGUUCAGCAUGUACCACAGGACGCCCGUCUGGCAGCGCGAUGCCGUGGCGGGGUAUCUGAAGGGGAUCGGCGACACGUACGCGCCCUACUUCAACCGCUCCGGCCGCGCGUUCCCCGACGUGGCCGCGCAGUCUAAGUGGUUCGCCGUUCGCGACAAGGGGCAGUGGAUCAGCGUGGGAGGCACCAGCGCUUCGGCCCCGGUGUUCGCUGGCAUUGUCGGGUUGUUGAAUGCCGCACGGAGGGCGCGGAAGCUGCCGCCCAUGGGCUUCUUAAACCCGUGGCUGUACAACAACUCGGCCGCGUUUACCGAUAUCACGGCGGGGUCCUCUUUCGGGUGCUACGGCGCGGCUGAGUUUGGCGGGUUUGGCGCGGCUUGGAACGCGACCAAGGGAUGGGACCCCGUGACGGGGCUCGGUACGCCCCUGUUCGACAAGUUGUUGGAGUUGGCUGCGCCGGGGACGAAGAACGCUUAGCCGUGAGCCUGCGUGGUGAGCCAUAUUGUGGGGGAGGAUUAGGGAUGUGGAAGCUCAUGUGUUGAUACAUCGAGUGACGUUGUGGUUCCAAGGAGCAUAGUACCUACACUAUUACGGCAUCGGGUAUGAUCGGGAUAGAGGUCAACCAGAGGUUAUCACGGUGACAACGGCACAUCGACGUUAUCUAGGUAUCUUACCAAGCUCAAUCAAGCUCAAUUUACUACACUAGGCCUGAGAUGCUGAGUUGCAGUUGUCUCAGUUUACCUCCUUCGGUGAUAACGGAUUCUCAGCCUUGAUCG
This is a messenger RNA of Chaetomium strumarium, 2520 nucleotides long. Its product is annotated as peptidase S8/S53 domain-containing protein. Gene Ontology annotation, biological process: proteolysis. The transcript is spliced from 2 exons. Lineage: Eukaryota; Fungi; Ascomycota; Sordariomycetes; Sordariales; Chaetomiaceae. The record is from RefSeq and is a predicted model, not a curated record. The coding region runs from base 440 to 2221 and encodes 593 amino acids. Gene Ontology annotation, molecular function: tripeptidyl-peptidase activity; serine-type endopeptidase activity.